AUGGCUGGAGGCGCAGCCAAAUUCCGACAUCUCAGCCGAAAGUCCUCUCACCGACAGGCUCUUUUGCGAAAUCUCGUCACAUCCCUCAUCAAACAUGAAUCCAUCACAACGACAUGGCCCAAAGCCAAAGAAGCGCAACGCCUAGCCGAAAAAUUGAUCACUUUGGGAAAGAGGAAUACGGAACAUGCUCGCAGACGUGCUCAAUCGAUAUUUUACACACCACACGACCUCCUCCCCAAACUCUUCGGACCCCUCCGAGAACGCUACGCUGAACGACAAGGCGGCUACACACGCGUUCUACGAGUAGAGCCCAAAAAGGACGAUCAAGCCCCCAGCGCAAUCCUUGAGCUCGUCGACGGACCCAAGGAUAUGCGAUUUGCAAUAACAGCCAAAGCCAUAGCUCGUCAGCGCGAGCAGGGAAUUCAGACUCUUAAUGAAUUGACAGCUUUGAAUGUGCGGAAAGUGACGAGGUUUCGUAAGGAUGGUGUUGAGACUUUGGAGAAGGAGAUUGAGAAGAUGUCGUUAGAAUCGGAGAAGAAGAAGAAGCAGAAAAAGGUUCAAGAGAAAGAGGAAAGAAAAGAAAAGGAUGAGGGCAGAUGGGAUCAAUAA
Messenger RNA from Talaromyces marneffei, 609 nucleotides. RefSeq lists its product as uncharacterized. Gene Ontology annotation, cellular component: mitochondrial large ribosomal subunit; ribosome. Gene Ontology annotation, molecular function: structural constituent of ribosome. The record is from RefSeq and is a predicted model, not a curated record. The coding region runs from base 1 to 609 and encodes 202 amino acids. The transcript is spliced from 2 exons. Gene Ontology annotation, biological process: translation. NCBI's taxonomy places the organism in Eukaryota, Fungi, Ascomycota, Eurotiomycetes, Eurotiales, Trichocomaceae.